This is a messenger RNA of Parnassius apollo (apollo), 855 nucleotides long. The record is from the annotation of a GenBank genome assembly. NCBI's taxonomy places the organism in Eukaryota, Metazoa, Arthropoda, Insecta, Lepidoptera, Papilionidae.
AUGUUCUUAUUAUUUACAGUGCCGAAUCCCCGUACCCUACAAAUAAUCCGGAAUCUCAAACAAGAUAGUAUAUCUGUUAUACAGAAUGAAAUACCUACGACUUCAACUUCCAUACAAUUCACUGAAAAGGAACAGUCCAUUUUAUCUCCCAAGCCUAACGAUAAUAUUGAAAAUAAAGAUUUAUCUAAUGUUAGUGAAGACUUUUGCUCAGGUGAUAGUGUGAAGGAUCCUGACUAUGUAGAUAUCGAUACACCCUGUUCUACAAAGAGGUCUCUUUUGAAAAAUAAAAACCGAGAAGUUUUUAAAAAUUUGUUGAGUGGAGUAGAUUUAAAUGAAAAACAAUAUGACAAUUUCAGUAACGAUGUUUCCACCAUAAACCAAACAAGUUCACCUAUACCUAUUCCGAUAGCCCCCAUGCAAACAGAAUCUAGUAGCAGCUCAAGCGAUGGAUCUAGUUCCUCAGAUUCCGAGAGUUCAUCAGACGAUGAAUUGAAUAAUGAACGUUUAACAGCAGUGGUUCAGUCUAGGGUAGACAAUAACAUAUUUCCUACAAGAGCUACCUGCAUCGAAGAAGAUAUUUCUCGCAAUGAUUCGAUUGAGCCAGUAGCUUCAACUUCACGUUCUACACCCCAAACUUCUUUAGAACUUACUGCUGAUUCUACACAUCUUGGUUGUUUUUUUGAAAUUAUUGAAAGCUUUUGGGGCAUGGAAGAUCUGCAAAGGCAACGGGAAUUUAUUUUACGCCAUCUUUCCGUCAUUCAACCACGAUACUCAUACAAGAUGCAUAACAGUAACCGAGGGAAAAACAACGCUUUUUAUUUGACCAUUGAUAUAUAUUAUAUACAAAAGCAAUGA